GGCCACGCUCUUUACCCUGCGGCAUUCCGAAUUCCUCUCGGUGGAAGAUUUGACAUGGCCCCAUAUAUUCCUCCUUUCGAAGAGCCAGGCCGGGAGCGCUUCUCAUAUAUCUAGCACGGCGGGAAGCUUAUGCUAACCAUGAACAACGAGCAAGGUUCCUGUCACACUCUCUUCUUCUCUGAGAGGACGUCGACAAUGCAACCGACCAACUCGCCAUUCCAGCCGCACAAGAGAAGCAGCCAAUCAAGAGCUAGGAGCACAUCCUUAUGCUGACUUGUGAGUACCUUUCCAUCCGCUCACUGCUUAACGAAGAACCUUUUCACAUCCACGCAGAGCGUGCCGAAGACGGCUGGCUCGUAACAAUAAUGUGUAUCCAAGUCCAUUUCGAAACCGCCGAGAUCUCCAUACAGAUUCCCAACCAUGACUGGCUGAUGCGCCGUCAAGGCCACGAGUGGCACAAAAAGUACAGCGCCGAUUGGAUCAAGUUUCGCGACGCCAUGCAGAUGCAGAUGAAGAUGGAGGUCGUCCUAUUGACGCUGCCUCUCAAUGCACGGACGCAAGACCAGCCGGGCUUUGAUAAGUAUCGCGGUCUUGCGCUCAUGCAGAUUCUUGCGUUUGAGCCUGGGCUGAAAAAUGACGUGUUGAUCCAGAUGAUGUGGUCGGUGUAUCGAGUGUGGGCGCUGUAUCGCUCAGAUCGUGCGGACUCCAUCAUUGAAGGCGAGGCUUCUGAUGCUGGGUUUACAGACGCUUACAAUAUUUCAAUCAAUCUUUGACCGCGCUGGCUCGUGGUUGGUCGAUGACAAGGUAGUCUAAAAAAAGCCACGAUGGAGUCAAUCCUCCUUUGAACCCUCGUAUAUGGACCAUCUUCUCAUGCUCGGGUCGUGUCCACG
Didymella exigua CBS 183.55 is the source of this 890-nucleotide messenger RNA. RefSeq lists its product as uncharacterized. The record is from RefSeq and is a predicted model, not a curated record. The transcript has a single exon. Bases 366 to 773 code for a protein of 135 amino acids. NCBI's taxonomy places the organism in Eukaryota, Fungi, Ascomycota, Dothideomycetes, Pleosporales, Didymellaceae.